AUGGUCGCUAUAAUCUCGUUCCUGAAAAGUCAAGAAGCCAAUCAUCGUUAUCACGGUGUCAAGAUACAAUUCGCACCCUUUACUACCACCCCUUUCAUACUGCAGGAACAAGAAGAAUUAUUUCUCGCCAACCCUCAUCCUCAUCUAGGGAGUCAGAAGUUAGGCACGACGAUGCGUACCGGUCACUCGCGAUUCUUUCAUGGCGAGUGGAAAGCGGAAAAAUCGAGACGCGAGAACGCGAGUUGUGAGCCUUCGCGAGUCGGUAACACUAGAUUACAGGAGGUUGGGUAUAUACCUAUUUUGCCUGAAAUGAGUCAAUCUGACUCAAACAUCGAAAUUGAAAUUUUUGCGAGGCAAUACGACCCUCAUUCGUCAGGGUUGAGUGACAGUACUUGGGACUCGGCUAACAGGGGGCCUGUUCCAACGGCGGUGACGGAUCCGAGGGACGGUAGGAGAGUGGCCUUGAAGAAACUGCCGAACGUCUUUCAGAGCCUCGUGAGCAGCAAACGGGUCUUCAGGGAGCUGAAGAUGCUCUGCUUCUUCAAACACGAAAACGUCCUCUCGGCCCUGGACAUCCUUCAGCCACCGCACCUGGACUUCUUCCAAGAAAUAUACGUGAUCACGGAGCUGCUUCAGAGCGACCUGCACAAGAUCAUCGUCAGCCCUCAGCAUCUCAGUCCCGAUCAUAUCAAGGUCUUCCUGUACCAGAUCCUCCGAGGCCUCAAAUACCUUCACUCGGCCAGAAUCCUGCACAGGGACAUCAAGCCAGGGAACCUGCUCGUGAACAGCAAUUGCGUACUGAAGAUCUGCGACUUCGGUUUGGCCCGAGUGGAAGAGCCGGAUCAGAACAAGCACAUGACCCAGGAAGUGGUGACGCAGUAUUAUCGUGCGCCGGAAAUCCUGAUGGGAGCGCGACACUACACAGCCGCCGUGGACGUUUGGAGCGUAGGUUGCAUUUUCGGCGAGCUCCUUCGUCGGCGGAUCCUCUUCCAGGCACAUAGUCCUGUGCAACAGCUGGAACUGAUCACGGAAUUGCUGGGCACGCCGACCCUCGAGGACAUGAGGUUCGCGUGCGAGGGUGCGAGAUCCCACAUACUGAGGCGCGCACCGAAGCCACCCUCGCUGACGGCCCUCUACACCCUUAGCAGCCAGGCGACGCACGAGGCCGUCCAUUUGCUCUGCCAGAUGCUAGUCUUCGAUCCUGACAAGAGGAUCACCGUGGUGGAUGCACUGGCGCAUCCUUAUCUGGACGAAGGGAGACUGAGAUAUCACUCGUGCAUGUGCACGUGCUGCUACACGACCAGCGGCGGCCUGAGACAGUAUACGGGUGACUUCGAGCCGGCCACGUCCCAUCCGUUCGACGAUCUCUGGGAACGGAAGCUCACCACCGUGCAGCAGGUGAAAGAGGAAAUGCACAAAUUUAUAGCGGAACAGCUGAACACGUCGCGCGUGCCGCUCUGCAUAAAUCCGCAGUCCGCGGCGUUCAAGAGCUUCGCAAGCUCCACGGUGGCUCAUCCCUCGGAAUUGCCACCCUCUCCUCACCAGUGGGAAUAAAAAUCUUCUCCGAAAUCGCGAACACGGAUGACGAAUGCGCGGCCGACUAUUCGCUUCACGCGAAGAGACGUUGAAGAAUUUUCGACAGCCUGAGGAAGAAGAUGAAGA
Eufriesea mexicana is the source of this 1662-nucleotide messenger RNA. It is a transcript of the gene nmo, whose product is annotated as serine/threonine-protein kinase nemo. The coding region runs from base 1 to 1554 and encodes 517 amino acids. The transcript has 12 exons. The record is from RefSeq and is a predicted model, not a curated record. Gene Ontology annotation, biological process: protein phosphorylation. Gene Ontology annotation, molecular function: ATP binding; MAP kinase activity. Lineage: Eukaryota; Metazoa; Arthropoda; Insecta; Hymenoptera; Apidae.